CUUGUCAAAUUAUUUAUACUUACUUUGUGCAUAACAAUAUAAAUGACUUUGGUGAACACAUUACUAGUUGUGGCUUUUUGUUGGAAUACUUACAGCUCAUGGUGGUCGAAGCUGACCCCAAGGACGACAGCCUAGACAAGCACAACCAGUUGAGGAAAAAACACGGCUCUCCGCCACUGACACUGGACGAUGAGUUAACCGAUGAAUGUGAGAAAUAUGCGAAAGAGCUGGCCGAGAAAAAAGAGUUGGAACAUUCAAAAUGUGACGGCGUAAAAUACGGUGAAAACUUGUGCUAUAGGUCUCAUGAUCCCCAAAAAUGUAUUCAAAAUUGGUACGAUGAAAUCAAAGACUACGACUUUUGCAAUCCUAAGUUGGACAAAAAAACAGCCCAUUUUACUGCCUUGGUGUGGAAAGAAGCCAAAAAAAUGGGCCAUGGCCAAGCCGAAGAUGAAAAAGGAAUCACGUACGUAGUAGCGAGAUAUUCUCCACCAGUAAAUGUGAACGGUCAGUUCAAAGAAAAUGUUCCGAAGCCGAUCAAUGGAAGUGGUUGUGAAGACAACUCCAAUCUACCUCAAGUCGAUGCCAUUCUCGUCCUACUUGCGUUCUGCCUGCACUUCAAAAUUUAAGCCCACAUGUGUUUUGCUUUCCUCAAACCUUUUUCGGUUGUACAUUUGUAGUUUAUUUAAAAUUAAUACAUGUAUUAUUGUAAAUGUAUUAUUUAUAUAUUAAUACAUGUAUUAAUUUUAAACUCUAAAA
This is a messenger RNA of Drosophila ficusphila, 756 nucleotides long. Its product is annotated as Golgi-associated plant pathogenesis-related protein 1. Lineage: Eukaryota; Metazoa; Arthropoda; Insecta; Diptera; Drosophilidae. Bases 99 to 626 code for a protein of 175 amino acids. The transcript is spliced from 4 exons. The record is from RefSeq and is a predicted model, not a curated record.